AUGACCACCUCUACAAUUUCCACUUUCCUCCUCUUGGUUCUUCUUUUCCGCUUCACCAAUGCAGCCAUUUUUGACAUCCGAAACAACUGUCCAUACACUGUCUGGGCUGGAGCAGUGCCCGGCGGUGGUCAACAGCUUAAUCCAGGUCAAACCUGGUCUUUAAAUGUGGCAGCAGGCACAUCACAAGCUCGUAUAUGGCCACGUACCAACUGCAACUUUGAUGGGUCGGGUCGAGGUUCGUGUCAGACCGGUGACUGCAACGGCCUCCUUCGGUGCCAAAACUAUGGCACCCCACCUAACUCAUUGGCUGAAUACGCGUUGAAUCAAUAUAUGAAUCUUGAUUUCUUUGAUGUUUCUCUCAUCGAUGGAUUCAACGUGCCAAUUGAAUUUAGCCCUAACUCUGGUGGGUGCACCCGUGGCAUCAAAUGUACUGCGGACAUCAAUGGCCAGUGCCCUAAUGAGUUAAGAGCUCCUGGUGGUUGCAAUAACCCUUGCACUGUGUACAAGACGGAUGAAUAUUGUUGUAACUCAGGGAACUGUGGGCCGACUUAUUUUUCAAGAUUUUUCAAAGAUCGAUGCCCCGAUGCUUAUAGCUACCCCAAGGAUGAUCAAACUAGCACGUUUACAUGCCCUGGUGGAACAAACUAUAGGGUUGUGUUUUGCCCUUCCAACGCUAUUCAAAAUAUAGCUAGUGAUAUAUAA
Lactuca virosa is the source of this 702-nucleotide messenger RNA. The record is from the annotation of a GenBank genome assembly. Lineage: Eukaryota; Viridiplantae; Streptophyta; Magnoliopsida; Asterales; Asteraceae.